Prunus armeniaca (apricot) is the source of this 1659-nucleotide messenger RNA. Lineage: Eukaryota; Viridiplantae; Streptophyta; Magnoliopsida; Rosales; Rosaceae. The record is from the annotation of a GenBank genome assembly.
AUGAGCGCUCAAUUGCGCCAAGACGAUGACGAGCCGAAGCUCCAAGAUGCCAAGGACGAAGAAGCAAACCGCUUGCUGCAGCCGCAGUCGCUGUCGCUGUCGUCGGCAUGGGAUGACGACGACGAGGUGGCUUUCGAGGCCAGAGAGAAGAUCCUGAUUGCCGAAGACGUGGACUCAAUCGACGCCGUCGAUGACAAUUCCACGGCGGUCCCGCCCUUCUCGUGGAAGAAGCUCUGGCUGUUCACCGGUCCGGGUUUCCUGAUGAGCAUAGCGUUCUUGGAUCCGGGUAAUUUAGAAGGGGAUCUCCAGUCGGGCGCGAUCGCCGGGUACUCGCUGCUCUGGCUUUUAAUGUGGGCCACCGCCAUGGGCCUGUUGGUCCAGCUGCUCUCGGCUCGGCUCGGGGUUGCCACGGGCCGGCACUUGGCGGAGCUUUGCAGGGAGGAGUAUCCGAAAUGGGCCGGGUUGGUGCUCUGGUUCAUGGCUGAGCUGGCGUUGAUUGGGGCGGAUAUUCAAGAGGUGAUUGGGAGCGCCAUUGCUAUUCAGAUUCUUAGCCAUGGGGUUUUGCCGCUCUGGGCUGGAGUUCUCAUUACGGCGUUGGAUUGGUUGGCUAAUUAUUUGAACAACGAGCUUGGGUCAAAUGACAUUAGUUUCAUCUUUUUAUUUCUUGAGAACUAUGGGGUGAGGAAGUUGGAAGCUGUUUUUGCAGUUCUCAUAGCAACUAUGGGUUUAUCGUUUGCCUGGAUGUUUGUUGACACAAAACCGAGUGGAAAAGAACUAUUAAUGGGGAUUCUGGUUCCAAGACUUAGCCCAAAAACAAUUCGGCAGGCUGUGGGGGUUGUGGGUUGUGUCAUUAUGCCACACAACGUAUUUUUGCAUUCUGCUUUAGUACAGUCAAGAAAUAUCAAUCCCCACAAGAAAGGACGGGUUCAAGAGGCACUAAACUACUACUCAAUUGAGUCAUCAAUUGCACUUUUUAUCUCCUUCAUGAUCAAUUUGUUUGUCACCACUGUUUUUGCUAAGGGAUUUUAUGGUACUAAACAAGCUGAUAGUAUAGGACUAGUAAAUGCUGGUCAGUAUCUUCAGGAGAAGUAUGGAGGAGGGCUUUAUCCGAUUCUUUAUAUCUGGGGUAUUGGGUUAUUGGCGGCUGGGCAAAGUAGCACAAUAACUGGAACAUAUGCUGGGCAGUUUAUCAUGGGAGGCUUCCUUAAUCUCCGUUUGAAGAAGUGGCUGAGGGCAUUGAUCACACGAAGUUUUGCAAUUGUGCCAACUAUAGUUGUAGCAAUUAUUUUUAAUAGGUCUGAGGCUUCGUUGGAUGUUUUGAAUGAAUGGCUUAAUGUGCUUCAGUCGAUUCAGAUUCCGUUUGCUCUUAUACCACUUCUUACCUUGGUGUCCAAGGAGCAGGUCAUGGGGGUCUUUAAGAUUGGACCUGUUCUUGAGAGAGUGGCAUGGACUGUGGCUGCUUUGGUGAUGGUGAUAAAUGGUUAUCUGUUGAUGGAUUUCUUCAUUUCUGAAGUCAAUGGACUGCUGUUUGUUCUUCUGGUCUGCAGUGGCACAGCUGCAUAUAUAACAUUUAUUGUAUAUCUUGUUUCACGUAGUGGUGUUCUCCCUUCCACAUUUUUCAGUUCAUUGUCCAAGAAGUUUGCAGACGCAGGGAUUUGA